UAAACACUCACGCCUGCCCAGGAGUUGGAGAGGCGGGAGGAGCCGGAGAGGCCACUACCUCGUGCAAGGAGGUCAUCUUGAACGUUCCAAAUCUCUACCAUUACCUGAUGCUGCUGAUAAAAUCAGGAUGGCUUUAAACUCAGGGCCCCCGGCAGGUGUCGGACCUUACUAUGAAAACCACGGAUACCAGCCUGAAGGCCUGUACCCCACGCCGCCCGCUGCAGUCCCCAGCGCCUAUGCAGUGUAUCCGGCUCCAUACUACCCACCCACGGUGCCCCAGUACGCACCCCGGGUGCUGACGCACACGUCCACGCCCAGCAGCCCCACGCAGCCCAAGUCCCCGCCGGGGAUGGUGUGCACCUCAAAGACGAAGAAAGUGCUGUGUAUCACCUUCACCCUGGGGGCCGUCCUGGCGGGCGCGGUGCUGGCCGCCGUCCUGCUCUGGAAGUUCCUGGAGAACAAGUGCUUGAUGUCUGGGAUCGAGUGCGGCUCCUCGGGAACCUGCGUCAGCCCCUCGCACUGGUGCGACGGGGUCCUGCACUGCCCCAGCGGGGAGGACGAGAACCAAUGCGCUCGCCUCUACGGACCGAACUUCGUCCUGCAGGUGUUCUCGGCCCAGAAGGGGUCGUGGCACCCCGUGUGUCAGGACGACUGGAGCGAGGGCUAUGGAAGGGCCGCGUGCCAGGACAUGGGCUACCGGAAUAGUUUUUAUUCCAGCCGCGGAGUAGUGGACGACAGUGGGGCCACCAGCUUCAUGAAGUUGAACUUAAGUGCUGGCAACGCGGAUCUCUACAAGAAACUGUACCACAGUGACGUCUGCUCUUCAAAAAUGGUGGUCUCUUUACGCUGUAUAGAGUGCGGGGUCACCGCCAAGAUGGGCCGCCAGAGCCGCAUCGUGGGCGGCACCAGCGCCGCCCUUGGGGACUGGCCCUGGCAGGUCAGUCUGCACGUCCAGGGCGUCCACGUCUGCGGAGGCUCCAUCAUCACCCCCCAGUGGAUCGUGACAGCUGCCCACUGUGUGGAGGAACCACUGAACAGCCCACGGCACUGGACGGUCUUCGCGGGGAUUUUGAGACAGUCGUUCAUGUUCUAUGGACACGGGUACCGAGUGGACAAAGUGAUUUCCCAUCCAAACUAUGACUCCAAGACCAAGAACAACGACAUCGCUCUUAUGAAGCUGCAGACACCUCUGACUUUCAGUGACAAAGUGAAGGCAGUGUGUCUGCCCAACCCGGGCAUGAUGCUCGAGCCGGAGCAGCCGUGCUGGAUUUCCGGGUGGGGGGCCACCCAUGAGAAAGGGAAAACCUCGGACGAGCUGAACGCCGCCCCGGUGCGGCUCAUCGAGCCCCGGCGCUGCAACAGCAAGCACGUCUACAACAGCCUGGUCACGGCGGCCAUGAUCUGCGCCGGCUACCUGCAGGGAACCGUCGACUCCUGCCAGGGUGACAGUGGGGGCCCCCUGGUCACUCUGAAGAGCCACAUCUGGUGGCUGAUUGGGGACACCAGCUGGGGAUCCGGCUGUGCCAAAGCGAACAGACCAGGAGUGUACGGAAACGUGACCGUAUUUACGGACUGGAUUUAUCGACAAAUGAGGGCAAACAGCUAAUCCUUGACACACUUCUGCAAGAAAAUGAAGGGGCUGAUUUUUAAUUCCCUGUGUGUGAUGUACUUCUAGAAGUGAUUCGAAGGUCCUUUCGUUAUUAAAUAGUGUAUUUGUCUGUC
Suricata suricatta (meerkat) is the source of this 1722-nucleotide messenger RNA. RefSeq names its product transmembrane serine protease 2 (gene TMPRSS2). Gene Ontology annotation, cellular component: membrane. The record is from RefSeq and is a predicted model, not a curated record. Bases 128 to 1606 code for a protein of 492 amino acids. Gene Ontology annotation, molecular function: serine-type endopeptidase activity; protein binding. The transcript has 14 exons. NCBI's taxonomy places the organism in Eukaryota, Metazoa, Chordata, Mammalia, Carnivora, Herpestidae. Gene Ontology annotation, biological process: protein autoprocessing.